Penicillium canescens is the source of this 225-nucleotide messenger RNA. RefSeq lists its product as uncharacterized. The record is from RefSeq and is a predicted model, not a curated record. NCBI's taxonomy places the organism in Eukaryota, Fungi, Ascomycota, Eurotiomycetes, Eurotiales, Aspergillaceae. Bases 1 to 225 code for a protein of 74 amino acids. The transcript has 2 exons.
AUGCCUGAUAGCUCUGCGUUCGUUACCAUUAACGCUAUGAUCCUGGACCCCACCUGGAAUGGCUUUAUGAAAGGCAUCGGAAGCGCAAAACAGGAUGAAAGAUUGCCCACGGAGAGGUUGUACUCCGACUUCGUGAUACCAUCGCCGACAGUCAACCUAAACGACGUUAGCUGGAAGGCCAUGGAAACAGAGGAAUUCGACAAAUUUGUGACAGUGAACCUCUAA